Molecule: messenger RNA, 2999 nt
Organism: Alligator sinensis (Chinese alligator)
Lineage: Eukaryota; Metazoa; Chordata; Crocodylia; Alligatoridae
Gene: OCIAD2
Product: OCIA domain containing 2
Exons: 7
Coding region: 2411-2818 (135 amino acids)
Cellular component (GO): endosome; mitochondrial inner membrane
Source: RefSeq, a predicted model, not a curated record
ACUGGCUGGGUAAGAGAGAGAGAGAGGAAAAAGAGAGAUUAGCUCCAGUUUAUAUUACUUUAAAAAAAGUCUUGCUUCUUGUUUACUUUCCCUGACUGUAUUAAAGAAAAAAAUGCAUAAAGAAUGUAGAACUUCAAAAUGGCUGCAGGGAUAAAGGAUGCAGGUGAUAUUCUACUGUAGUUUCUAGUGAUAAUCUUUAUACAACCUCCUACGCAGCUAAUAAGCUGGAAAAAAUGCAUUCUAAAUUUUAGAAAGUUUGACUGACAAACUUUUAUAAAAUCUGUGCCCCCCCCCCCAAUCUGGCACAAUUCUCCUUCCCCAAUCUGGCACACUUUAUGUUACCUGCUUUUUCACAUUGUCUGACAAGAGGCUGACUGACGGACAAAUUAAAUUACUUCAAAGUUAGUCAAAAUGUGACUGAAAAGAAGAGCUGUCAGAUUUCCCAAACUUCCAUAGAUCUUCAAAAUUAUAUUUUUUGAAAGAAGCCAUAUUCAUCAGUGCUUUUAAAACAGCACAGAGUGUGGUAAAACUGAGCAUUUAGAUAAGUUACUAUGACUAUAGAUUUGUUUUAAUACAAUGGUCUGAGAUUUUGGAGGAAAUAGAAUGAGGUUAGAUUGCUUUUGCCCUGUCAUUUAAAAAAAUUGUCUGUUAUUUGAACUCUUGCAGGGAUCAUAAAAAAUGCUGGACUUCUCUUAAACGUUUUAAUUUUGAAAUUGUCCCAGAACUGGUCCCACAAAGCAUUGGGACACUUCAUUAACCAUUAACCAGCAAUGGUGAAUACGUUUUUUAAAUGUUUCCUGUUUUGCCUGUGUCCAGGAAGAAACCCUUGCCUCCUUCAUCUCAUUAUUUUGAAAAAAGCGCUUUCCCCAACAGCAGCACUGCUUUGUAUAGUAACAAAUAAUCUAUCAGGCUGCCUGACAAAAUGAUGCCCCAAAUUCACAAUUAAGGCAUUUAUAUUUCUCCAGGAACAAGAAAUAUUAGGGGUUGUGUCCCUUUUCCUUUCACCUCUUUCCAUUCUAUUUAAUCUCUCCCUUCCCCACAAAGAAAAUUAAAGUAAAAAAUUGUGGAGUUGAGCUAACACCUGCUGCUGUUGUGUUUUUACAUUUCUUAUCUGCUAUGCACUGUGUCAGUCUUGUCUGUUUAGACUGCAAUCUCUUUUUGGAUAGGGAACAUACUCUGCUGUAUAUACCCCACGUUUGGGGCCUGUACUACCCAAAUAAACAGGAUUAAAAAUAAACAGCAUGAUUUUGAGGUGUGGACAGCUGAAUUUCUAAAAUAUAAUUUUAGAAAGUGUAGUAUCACCCUCUCCCUUAAAAUCCUCUAUCAGUGGGAUUAUGUUAGAUAUUGAUCUGAUGUAUGGCUUUGGUUCAGGAGUAGCAGGGGGAGGUAAUUUCUAUGGAAAAACAGGUACCAAGUGACAGGGUCGAGGUUAGGGCUAAAAGGGGUGGUGGUGGCACUAUAUGGAGAUUCUGGACAGCAGUACUUAAAGCUGGCUUCUAAAACCUGGGGCAACUUCCUGGCCCACCCAAUUUGUGCCAGUGGCCAUUUUGACCCGCGCUGCAGUCAGGACUCAGGAAAGCUCCAGAUCACUAAAGUCGCAUCUGUCCUUGCUUCUCCACUGCUGAGUUUUCUGUGCUGUAAUCAAUGGGCAACUGGCCAGAAUUUAUCCCCACCCUCAGCUAUUAAUUCAGACUCAAAUCAAGCCAGGAAAAGGUGCCCUGGAGUCAAACAGGAUUAGCAUGGUCGAGACAUGCCAGUUUCCGUAGCCAGUGUCACACAAGGGAGUGGUGCAGCUAUCAUCGUGUCCAGGCUUGCUUUGACACCCCAGCCUGUGGUACCACAGUGUUGCCAACUCUCAUGUUUUUUGGCAUUGUUCUUAAAGUCUCCUCUUUGGGAAUGUGAAAAACUUAGCUCUUUCUUUUUUCACAUUCCCAAAGUGUAGACUUUAGGAACAACCUAAAAAAUCAUGAGAGCUGGUAAUACUGGUGGGUACCACUUACAUUUGAGUUCACUGGGGUGGACUUCAGAAUGACAGCUCAAACCCCUGCAGCCAUAGCAAGAUGUCUCAAGUGGUCCGUCACCAUUCCCUAGCAAUUCAAACUCAAUAUGUACCCUCUACUUCUAGAAACAGCAAAGGGAACAUCCAAAUACAAGUAUAGUAAGUCUCAGCAGAGUUAUCCUAUUACCUGGUUAUUUGUAUGGUGUCUGGUAUAAGAACAACACUCCUUGUAGAAGUGGGCAUUACCAUCUCUUGAUAAACACCGAGUUUACUAUAACGAUGUAAUGCUUUUAUUUUUUUGACCUUCGUACCAAGAAGCAAGGGUAGAAUCAGCUAUAAGUUUCUGUCUCUGUUAUUACCCAGAGUUGUUAUAAAAAGAAGAGAAAAGAGGGAGGGGACAGAUAGACAGUCAUGUCUUCUGAAGCAACCCAGGAUAAGGUUCAGACAUCUGCGCUACAGCAAAAUGAACAGGGUAUGUUGCAGUGCCCUAUCUCAAAUGCUCAUGGAAAUAGAGAUGAAAUUGCAAGGAUCAGUCAAGAGUGUAAAAGAGAGAGUUUUUGGUACAGAGCUCUUCCUUUGUCUUUAGGAAGCAUGCUUGUCACUGAGAGGCUGAUUUCUAAAGGUGUUUUCACUUCAAGCCCAAGAUUUGGAUCAUUACCUAAGAUUGCAUUUGCUGGUGUCUUAGGUUUUGCCAUUGGAACAAUGUCAUAUAUAGGCGUGUGCCAGAAAAAGUUUCAAAGCAUAAGUGCUGCACCACUUGGUCCAGAAGAUAAAAGCCAUGGUAAUCAUACCUGCAAGGAGUGUGAAACAAACUCCUGAUCUAAUGAAAGGGAACACGAAAGGCCCACACCUUCUUAAUCCCAGACGUAACGAAGAUGACAAAAUACUGCAGAACCAGUUGUUUUCUGAAACAGCUUAUUUUGGACAGAUGAAAUGAAGCCUCCCAUCACCUGUUAAGCAGUUCACCUUGAGGCUUGAUUUAAUAAAUUCUUGCUUAUAA